This is a messenger RNA of Emiliania huxleyi CCMP1516, 1713 nucleotides long. RefSeq lists its product as hypothetical. The transcript has 3 exons. The record is from RefSeq and is a predicted model, not a curated record. NCBI's taxonomy places the organism in Eukaryota, Haptophyta, Isochrysidales, Noelaerhabdaceae. The coding region runs from base 1 to 1713 and encodes 570 amino acids. Gene Ontology annotation, molecular function: ATP hydrolysis activity; ATP binding.
AUGGCCAGCCGUUCGGUGAUCUCGCUUCAGCACCUCAACGUCACGGUCGGCUCACCGCCACGCACGCUCGUGGCUGCACUCAGCCUCCGAAUCCACGCCAACGAACGGUGGGCGGUGGUGGGUGCCAACGGAGCCGGCAAGACGGUCACGUCGUCGCUCUUUGCCCGACGAGUGAUCGGCGGCGCAGAUGCUAGCGCCGCUGCCGCGCUCGCCGUGCACGUGUCCUUCGACAGCCAUCGCCGGCUUCUUCGCGACGAGCAGCGGGCCUUUCGCGAGAGCCGGUACGAGCAGAACGUGCACAAGCGGGCGACCCCUGCCUCGUUCCUCUUCCCGCACCUCGUCCCGGAGGACCCUGAGGGUGGCACUCGAGCGGCACGCACCCGAUCCGGCUACAAGGGCUACCGCCCACCCCGCUCGCGCCUCUCGCCGCUGCCGGUCCGGCACGACGCUUCUCCUCGGGACGAGCCGCUGCUCGCUGCCCUCGAGGGCGCGACGUGCGGGGGCGCAGCGGGGUCGCUGCUCCGCUCGUUCAGCCUGCUCGAGGCGCGCCACCGGCCGCUGCACGUACUCUCCACCGGCCAGCUGCGCAAGGCGUUGCUCGCGUCGUGCCUUCUCGCGCCGCCGAAGCUGCUCCUCCUCGACGAGGCGCUCGACGGGCUGGAUGCGCGCUCGCGGCGGGCCGCGCUGGAGGCGGUCCAGACCGUAACUACGCAGCACGACUGCGCGCUCGUCAUGGUCGCACACCGCACAGUCGACCUUCCUCCCAGCCCCACCCACGCGCUGCUGCUCGGCCUGGGAGACGACGGCACGGGCUGGCAAGCGGGGACCUGGGACGCCCUCCGCUCGGACUUUCGCGACGUGACGAUCCGGUACGACGCGGCGUCGACCGUCUUUGCGCCGCCGCUCAACUGGACGGUUCGCGAAGGUGAGAAUUGGGCGGUCGUGGGCGGGAACGGGACGGGCAAGACGACGCUCGUCGACCUGAUCAGCGGUGAGAACGUGCUCGGGUACACGCAGGACAUCUCCCUCUUCGGACGGCGCAAGGGGAGUGGCGAGUCGGUCUGGUCCAUCAAGGAGCAGCUCGGUGUCAUCUCGACGGCGAGUCACAUGAGCUACAGCGACUUUGCGGACCCGGAGGUGGUGGCGCUCGCGCGGGCCAACGGCUUUGCGCGCAGCAGCGGUUGUGUGACCACCUGGGAGGUUGUGGCCUCGGGAUUCUUCGACUCGGUUGGCGCCUACAAGGAGCUCUCACUCUCGCAGCGCGAGGCGGCGCGGGGCUGGAUCGACUGCUUCGGGCUCGCCGACCUCGUGGCUCCGCCGCCGGCGCAUGGAGGAGGCAACCUCGCCUAUCUCGACGCGUCGCACCCGCCGGAGUACGUCGCGGCAGCGAGGCGCGCGGCGGAGCUCCUCCGCCCCUCGCAGGCGGCGGCGGCGGGGCGCGACUUCUUCCGGCUCUCGUUUGGGCAGCAGAAGCUGGUACUCCUCUGCCGCGCGGUGGUGAAGCGGCCGCGGCUGCUCCUCCUCGACGAGCCGACGCACGGCCUCUCCUCCGCCAACCGCCACCGCCUGCUCGGCAUGCUCAGCACGCUCGCCGCCGACCCGAGCAUUGCGCUCGUGCUGGUGACGCACCGGCAGGACGAGAUCGAACAGCUGGGCUUUGGCAACGAGGAGAGGAAAGACGCACGAGGCGGAGAAUUAGUCCAAGGUGGGUGA